AUUUAUUUUAGUUUGAAUAAUUAAAAAAUGGAUAAGAAAAUAGAACAAUUAAAAUGUUUUGAAAGUAGCCCAAAAGGUGAAAACUCAACUACAAAUUUUGGAGUUAAAAUCUCAAAUGAUGAAAACACCUUAAAAGCAGGUCCAAGGGGUCCUUCAUUAUUAGAGGAUUUUGUUUUUAGGGAAAAAAUGACCCAUUUCGAUCAUGAAAGAAUCCCAGAAAGAAUAGUUCACGCAAGAGGAAGUGGUGCACAUGGUUAUUUUGUUUCAUAUGCAGAUCAUAGUAAUCUUACAAAAGCAAGUUUCCUUUCAGCAAAAGAUAAGAAAACACCUCUUUUCGCUCGUGUUUCAACUGUUCAAGGUCCUAGAGGUUCAGCUGAUACCGUACGUGAUGUUAGAGGUUUUGCUGUUAAAUUCUAUACUGACGAAGGUAAUUUUGAUAUUGUUGGAAACAAUAUUCCAGUUUUCUUUGUUCAAGAUGCAAUUAGUUUCCCAGACUUUGUACAUGCUGGUAAAAUGGAACAACAAAACGAAAUGCCAACUGGUGGAUCAGCCCAUGAUACAUUUUAUGACUAUAUAAGUUUAAAACCAGAAACUGCUCAUACAGUAAUGUGGGUAAUGUCUGAUAGGGGUAUUCCAUUGUCAAUUCGUCAUUUACAAGCAUUUGGUGUUCAUACUUAUAGACUAAUUAAUGCUCAAGGAAAAUCAACAUUUAUCAAAUGGUUUUGGAAACCAUUAAGUGGUACUCUUUCAUUACUUUGGGACGAAGCACAAAAGAUAGCUGGAAAAAACGGUGACUAUCACAGAAAGAGACUUUGGGAUGAUAUCGAAGCUGGCGAUUUUCCACAAUGGGAGCUCUGUGUUCAAAUUUUAUCUGAUGAAAUUAUUGAAAAGUUUGAAUUUGACAUUUUAGACCCAACAAAAUUUAUUCCAGAAGAACUUGCACCAGUUACACCAGUAGGUAGAAUGGUAUUAAAUAAGAAUCCAGAUAAUUUCUUUGCUGAAACUGAACAAAUUGCUUUUUGUGUUUCUCAUGUAGUACCAGGUAUAGAUUUCAGUAAUGAUCCAUUACUCCAAGGUCGUAUUUUCUCAUACUUAGAUACCCAGCUAAGUCGUUUAGGAGGUCCAAACUUUAAUGAAAUCCCUAUCAAUAGACCAGUUUGCCCAUUUGCAAAUACCCAAAGAGAUGGUAUUCAUAGAAUGACUAUUAAUAAAGGUGGUGCUAACUAUUUCCCAAAUUCAAUUGAUGGCAAUUACCCAAGACCAAAAGAAGAAGCUAGUGUAAAAGGUGGCUUCCUUCCAUAUCCUGAAAAAAUUGAUGCUGUUAAAACCUACAAGAGAAGCGAAACUUUUAAUGACCAUUUCUCACAAGCAACCAUGUUCUGGAAUUCAAUGAGUCAACACGAAAAGAACCAUAUUGUUGAUGGUUUCUCUUUUGAACUAUCAAAAGUAACCAGAAGAAACAUUGUAGAACGUGUUGUCAACGAAUUUCUCAUCAAUAUUGAUAAGACCCUUGCAGAGAAAGUUGGUAAAAACUUGGGUGUUACAGUAGAACCAAAAGUAACAAAAAAUAUUCAAAAGAAAUUAGUAAAACCAUCACCAGCAAUCAGUCAAGUAAAUCUAUUAUCUGGGGAUAUAGCAUCACGUAGAAUUGCUGUACUCAUCUUUGAUGGAUGUGACACAGAAGAUGUUAUGUCAUUUAAAAAAGAAAUGGAAAAAAGAGAUGCUCAUGUAGAUUUACUAGCCCCAUCAAAUGCACCAGUCAGAGGAUGUGACGGUCCAUCUUUAACCCCAAAGAGUAGUUGGGUAAGUGAACCAAGUAUUUUCUAUGAUGCCGUUUAUGUUCCAUCUUGUGGUCAAGAAUCAUUAGAACUCCUUCAACACAAUGGUGAUUUCCUUCACUACAUUUUAGAAUCUUACAAACAUCUUAAAACAAUUGCAUUUAGUGGUUGUCCAUCAAUUAUCAAAGAAACUCUUCGUUUAAAACAAGAUCUUGGUUUGAUUUUAGGUCAAGGUUGGAGAGAUGUUGUUGAAGCUUUCACCUAUUCAUUAGCACACCAUAGAGUUUGGGAAAGAGAAUCAUUGGCCAGUACCAUUCCAGCUUAGAUAAUUAUCAGUUCAUUAAAAAAAAAAUAAAAAAAUAAAAAAUGAAUCUUGUUAAUUUUUUAAAUAAAUAAAAAAAAAGGAAU
Messenger RNA from Dictyostelium purpureum, 2186 nucleotides. RefSeq lists its product as uncharacterized. Gene Ontology annotation, biological process: response to oxidative stress; hydrogen peroxide catabolic process. The coding region runs from base 28 to 2103 and encodes 691 amino acids. The record is from RefSeq and is a predicted model, not a curated record. Gene Ontology annotation, cellular component: cytosol. The transcript has 5 exons. NCBI's taxonomy places the organism in Eukaryota, Evosea, Eumycetozoa, Dictyosteliales, Dictyosteliaceae. Gene Ontology annotation, molecular function: catalase activity; heme binding.